Camellia sinensis is the source of this 3676-nucleotide messenger RNA. RefSeq names its product protein SMAX1-LIKE 4. The record is from RefSeq and is a predicted model, not a curated record. Lineage: Eukaryota; Viridiplantae; Streptophyta; Magnoliopsida; Ericales; Theaceae.
UUUUUCUCUAUAGCCAUUCUCUCUCAGUUCUCUCUCUAAGCUCUUCUCUUCCAUUCAAAACAUUUCCAUUUUGAGGCAGUGUGACAUCAUUUCAAACCUUGUAUUAACUUCUUUGUGUUUCCUCCAAAGGGUAAACCAGCUUUUCUUUAAAACAUCAGAGCAACUUAGAGAACAAGAACUAGAACACGAAAGCAAAAGAAGAGGAAGAAGCAGUGGUGUGGGGGUGGUGCUGUGAAGUAAGGGAGAGAGAGAGGGAGAACAAGAGAGAGAUUUUUAGUUCUCUAAGAGCACUAGUGUUCUCUUCUAAGAAGAGAAGGGGUGUGGGGGGGUGGGUUUUAGCCAAGUGAUGCGAACAGGAGCUUGUACAGUACAGCAGACCCUCACAUCAGAGGCUGCUUCAGUCUUGAAGCACUCUCUGGGCUUAGCCAGGAGGAGAGGCCAUGCUCAGGUCACUCCUCUCCAUGUGGCUUCCACUUUGCUCACCCCAAGUCCUAGACCAAGUCUCCUAAAGAGAGCUUGUCUCAAAUCUCAACCCCAAACUAACAGCAAUUCCCAUCCUCUACAGUAUUGUAGAGCUCUUGAGCUUUGCUUCAAUGUGGCUCUAAACAGGCUUCCUACAACACCUGGUCCUCUCCUUCAAACCCAACCUUCUCUCUCAAAUGCUCUCAUUGCAGCUCUCAAAAGAGCUCAAGCUCACCAGAGAAGAGGCUGCAUAGAACAACAACAACAGCAGCAACAGCAACAGCCUCUUUUGGCUAUCAAGGUAGAGCUUGAGCAGCUUAUUUUGUCUAUCUUAGAUGACCCUAGUGUUAGUAGGGUUAUGAGAGAAGCUGGGUUCUCUAGCACAGCUGUGAAGAACAACCUAGAAGACUCUUCUUCCUCAGCUUCUUCUGUGUUUCAGUGUUACAGUACUAUCUCUGGUUGUGGUGGUGGUGGUGGUGGAGUUUACUCGUCUCCUUGCUCUCCUUCUCAUCAACCAAACAACAGUUUCUGGAAAGCCCAUUUGCUGAGUUACAAUUCUGAGUCUAACCCACUUUUCUUUUCCCCUCAAAACCAAAAGAAACUCAACAACCCACUUCUGGGUCUCACAGAUUCAGAAGAUAUCAAGUUGGUUUUUGAGGUCUUGUUGAGGAAGAAAAGAAGGAACACUGUGAUAGUCGGUGACUCUGUGUCCAUCACUGAAGGGCUUGUUGGAGAAGUAAUGGCUAAGAUAGAGAAAGGAGAUGUACCUUAUGACGAAUUGAAAUCAACUCAUUUUAUAAAAUUUCAGUUCUCAUCAGUACCUUUGAGGUUCAUGAGGAGAGAAGAGGUGGAGAUGAACCUAUCAGACCUGAAAAGAAAGGUUGAUUCUCUGAUUGCAUCAGGAAAAGGGGGUGUGAUUAUCUAUACAGGAGACUUAAAAUGGACAGUUGAAGACUCAACAAGAACAGUAGUUGUAGCUAGUGAUGAUUAUAAUUAUGUUUAUAAUCCAGUUGAUCAUCUAGUUGCAGAGAUAGGAAGGUUGAUUUCUGAUUACAGCAAUUCAAACACAAAGGUUUGGUUAAUGGCUACUGCAAAUUAUCAAACCUAUAUGAGGUGUCAGAUGAAGCAACCUUCUCUUGAGAUCCAAUGGUCACUCCAAGCUGUUUCUGUUCCAUCUGGUGGACUUGGUUUGAGUCUCCAUGGCCAUGCUACUACUACUAGUGUUGUCCAUGAGUCAAGGAUAAGUAGCUUUUCACAAAACCCAUCAAAAGUAGUGCUGGAAACAAAGGCCUUUUCUGGGAAGGAGGAAGACGAUGAUAAUUAUAAUAAGCUCACAUGCUGUGUAGAGUGCACCUCCAAAUAUGAAAAGGAAGCUCAAGCUCAUGGGUUGAUCAAGUCUGCUCACCACAAAAGUUCACUUUAUUUAAGCACUUCUAAUUGUGGUGACACCAAAGGCAUGGACAAAACUUCUUCAACCCAAUUGCCUUGCUGGCUACAAUCACAUGCCAAGGAUGAAUUGGUUGAAUUGAGGAGAAAAUGGAACAGAUUGUGCCACAGCCAACACCAACAAGGCAGGCAUAACCAGAACCUAGCACUGGAAGGUUCAAUUUCAAUUAACAAUCAAAGCUUAUCUGCAAAGACCUACAACUAUAAUACAUCAUCAUCAACAUCACCCUCAUAUCCAUGGUGGCCUAAUCCAAACAACAACAACGUAUUCCCAGACUCGAAUUCAAUCUCAUUCGUCAAUUCAACGUUGAAGCCUAGCCGCAAUGCCAGUUCUUUUCCCCGUUUCAGACGCCAAAAUUCGUGUCAUAUUGAGUUCAGUUUCGGCAAUGAAAGGAACAGCCAAAAACACCAAUCUGUGGAACAACCAAACUUGGAUUCUCUCAAGAACACUACACAAGGCAAGGAAGUCAAGAUCACGCUUGCUCUCGGUAAUUGUCAGUUCUCAGAUCCUAUUGGAAAAUUAGCAGAUAGGAAAGCUGAGAUAUGCAAACAGUUACAAGACAACGUGCCAUGGCAAUUCGAAACCAUUUCUUCAAUAGUUGAAGCCUUGAUUGAAUUUGAAUCCAAUUCCAAACCAAUCAAUUGGUUACUGAUCCAGGGUAGUGAUUCUAUUGGAAAAAGGAGAUUGGCAAGAGGAAUUGCAGAGUUGGUUUUUGGGUCUGCUGAUUUGAUCCUCCACAUGAAAAUGAGAGAAAGAUACGGUAAAAAGAUGAGUCCGUGCUGUGGAAAAUUGGAAAGGGCUUUAAGUGAUCAUGAAAAAAUUGUUGUUUUGUUGGAAGAUGUUGAUUUUGCUGAUACCCAGUUCAUGAAAUUUCUUGCUGAUGGAUUCGAAACUGGAAAAAUCGGAGAGAAUCAAGCAAUAAUCAUCCUAACAAAGGGUGAUUCAGAUUCUACAUGCUAUGGAGAUGAUGCAGAGGAGGACCCCAAUUUUGUAACCCAGAUCAAAUUGGAGGUGAGUGAAACAAUUCCCAACUCUUCUGAUGAUAAAAAGAGGAAAGCUGAGUGGGAUUUGUCAAACAAGGCCAAAAGUCCGAGAAUCGAGGAGAGGGAAAAUUUUGCAUAUUCAAUCAAAAAAGAGUUCACAAGGCAGUCGAGCUCGAACACCCUUGACUUGAACAUCAAAGCUGAUGAUGAUAACGACAAUGACGAUGAUGAUGAAGAAGACGCCAAAUUAGCAAGAGAUUUGAGCCCAAUUUCAAGCGAUUUGACACGUGAAAUGGGGAAUGAUAUUCAAAACCCACAUGGGUUUCUUGAAUUGAUCAAGAACCGGUUCGUUUUCAAUCGGGAUUCGACUCAUGAUAAGCUCAUAAAAGAGGUGGUUUUGUCAAAGAUCAAAGGGUGUUUUGAUGCUGAAGGUGAUUUGGGAGGUUGUUUUUUAUUUAGUGGUGUGGAAGAGAAGUUGCUAGAGGAGUUGUUAAUUGGGUCUGGGACUUUCCUCAACAGUCUUUUUGAAAAGUGGUUGAAAGAAGUCUUUCAAAGGAGCUUGCAAAUGGUCAAAAUUGGCGGGAAGGAGAAAUUGGUUAGUGUUAGGCUCUGUUUGGGUAGGAAAGGAGGAGAGAGUAGUGAUGGAUUCAUGGGCUCAAGCCUCCCAAAGAAAAUCCAAGUUUCUUUCAUUGGUUGAGAGGGGUAUAUUGUAAAUGCAAAAUCUUCCAAUUAUCCUUAUGUAACUUUCAAUGUUCUUAAUAGAAUGUCUUUUCCUUUUUCUUCC